CAAAAAUUACAAAACCAUUCUCUAUUCAAUAAACUACUGAGCCUGCUAUAUAAUUACUUAAAUUCAUCCUCUUUCCCUCUCGUUAUUUCACAAAAUACCUUCCUGAACCAUUGCAUAAAUUUAUCGUGCAUGUCCAUAUAGCCAUAUAUUGUGACGUGAGGAGAAUAGUCGUCUUGUUGGUAGCAGAUGAAUGUCCAUAUAGUUGUUUAAUGGCCCUGAGAAAGUAGUCAUCUUGUUGCUAGCAAGUAAAUCAUAUAUGUCCAUAUACAACCAUAUUUAGUGGCGUGCAAAGAGUAGUCGUCUUGUUAUUAGCAGGUGAAUGUCCAUAUAGUUGUUUAGUGGCGCUGAGAAAGUAGUCAUCUUGUUGCUAGCAAGUGAAUCACCUCCAUAUAGCCAUUUAGUAGCGUGCAAAGAGUAGUCGUCUUGUUAUCAGCAGAUGAAUGUCCAUAUAGUUGUUUAGUGGCGCAAAGAAAGUAAUCAUCUUUGUUGAUUGAUAGGUGGAAUCCUCUACUUAGCCAUUUAGUGGCGUGCAGAAAGUAGUCGUCUAUCAUGGCAACUACCAUGGUGGCGAAACGAGCACGUGCCAUGUGGUGGAUGAGGCUGCACUCCGCCAUUCGAACCGCCUUAGCAUGCACCAUAGUGGGGUGUGUCACACUAUAUAGUCCACCUUCACUUGCGAAGCAACUAGCAUUUCCUUCAUUUUCUUACGUUACAUCUAUUUUCAUAGUAUCCGAUGCCACUUUAGGCCAUGCCUUAAGGGGAUGUUGGCAUGCAUGUCUUGCCACAAUUCAAGUCAUGCCUCUUUCCAUGCUAGGCUUAUGGCUACAUGGCUAUGUCACUACCAACGAUUUCUCGCCGGAAGUAGCCGCCUUAAUGGUGGCGGUGAGCGCGUUUUUGGUGGUGUUGCCGGCGAGUACGGACUUGAUGUGUAAGAGAAUUGCUUUUGGACAGCUUGUAAUAGUGUAUGUUGAUGUUGUUAUUCAUGGGGUUUAUGUCAAUUCGGCUGUAUUGCACCCUCUUAGAAUUGGUUCUAGCACUGCCCUUGGAGCUGUGGCUUCUAUCUUAUCUCUGUUGUUGCCCUAUCCCUGGCUAGCUUAUCAUGAGGUGAGAAACCUAUACAAAAUCUAUGCAGAAAAUGCUUCAAAGAGAAUAAAUUUAUAUUUGAAAGCAAUCCAUACUCAAGAUGAUCAGAUAGCCAUGGAACUAAUAUCUCAGGCAAAGCCCUCUGCUGAUACAGGAACUAAGCUUCUUGAGACUAUCAAAUUCUUGGAGGAAGGUUUGCAAUGGGAGAAACCUUGGCUGAGAUUCUUGAUUCCCUACACAGAUCCAGGACAUGGUUUGCAAAACAUGGAAGUUUCAAUGAAAGGAAUGGAAAUGGCCUUAACUUCUUACCCUUCUUUCCUCACUAGAAUGAUAGAUGAAGAGCUCUUUAAAGUCUCACAUAAUGUUCUCAUGUUUCUUGGUGAAAAAAUGGGGCAAGAUAGAUCCAUUUUUGCAGUGACAGAAGGGGAGUUUGAGAAAAGGUCUUCUAGUCUACCCCAUGAACCAAUUUUACCAACCAAACUAGAUCAGCCAGCACUUUUCUUCUUAUCCUGUUUAAAAAUGUGCACGAGUGAUUCUGAUACGAUCAUACCUAUAACUGAUCAACGAUCAGGAGAUGCAAUGGAAAGUAAUAACAGAUCGUGCUAUGAACGAGUCUGCAUCAAUUGGACUGUGCCAAUGAUCAACGAAAGAAUGGUGAUAUUCGCGUUUAAGUGUUCAUUUUCACUAGGGCUGGCCGUGCUACUUGGUCUGCUAUUUAAUACAGAGAAUGGAUAUUGGUCAGGCCUAACAAUAGCACUCAGCUUUGUUACCGGAAAACAAGCAAUUUUCACAGAAGCAAAUGCUAGAGCACAAGGAACAGCCAUAGGAUCAGUGUAUGGUGUACUUGGCUGCACUAUUUUUCAAAAAGCCGCGCAUAUAAGGUUCUUGUCUCUCCUCCCUUGGAUUAUUUUCACCACAUUUCUAAGGCAUAGUAGGAUGUUCACUCAAGCAGGGGGAACAGCAGCAGUAAUAGGUUCACUACUGAUUUUGGGCAGAAAGAGUUAUGGUCCACCUAGUGAAUUCGCCAUUUAUAGACUCACUGAAGCCUUCAUUGGACUAGCUUGUUUCGUCGUUGUUGAGCUUAUUAUGCAGCCAACAAGUUCAGCAACUUUAGUUAAAAAGCAUCUCUAUCUGAUCCAAGGAACACUCAAAGAUUGCACUGAACACAUGAUUGUUGAUUCAAGGCAAAAGGGGUUAAUGGAAAAGCAAAGGAAUCUGAAAUCUCAAGUCCAAGAUUUGGAAAAGUUCAUUAAGGAUGCAGUGUUGGAACCUAGUUUCUGGUUUUCACCUUUUCCAAUUACUUGCUACCAGAAGCUCCAAAAAUCUUUGUCAACAAUGGCAGAUGUUCUGUUUUUCAUGGCUUAUGAUAUUGAAUUCCUCUCACAAGCAUUCGAUAGCUAUUAUCCUGAUAGAAAGGAACUUCAACAAUACAUAAACAAGGACUUACAGCAUCUUAAGAAUGCCCUAAGCUCUGCAGUGAGCUGCUUUGAGAAAACCAUUUCUAUCAGACUGUUAAAAGCUUCUCAAAUCCAACCAGAGCAGAAUAUCUUGAAUGACCUUGAAGAAGGGAAUUCAUCGUGUCCAAAUGAGUGUAUCAUUUCUUCUACAAAUGAUGAGGAGAUGGAGAUGGUUCUAAGUUCUUUCCUUGAACACUCAAGGGAGGUUUGUGGUAAAGUAAGGGACAUUGCAGGUAUAGAGCUUAGAGAAACCAUAGUUGGUUUUUUGUGUUCUUUAGAAUUUUGUAUGAGCUUUUUGGAGAGGGAAGUAAGAGACAUAGACAGAGGGAUAAAAGAUUUGGUGAGAUGGGAAGAUCCUCUGGGUGAGCCAAUUUGUUCAUAAAAAGAAAGAGACAUUACCAAAGUUUUCUGUAAGUUAGGAGCAAAUCCUUCAGAGCCAAGUUAUAUAACCUUCAAAACCAAAAAGCAUAAGGCUGUAGAUCUAAAAUAGGGGUUUUAGCAUUUUAUCAUCUAUAGUUAUUUUGCUUUUCUUUUCCCAUUUUAAUUCCCCUUAAAAUUCAAAGAUAACAUGUUAUUCCGAAUCUUCUCUACCUCUGACUUCGGGUAAGAAACGUUUUUCGAUCAAGGCUAACCUGAAAAAAGCGACACAAGCAAAUUACAGAAACAACAAUAUCUUUUGCUUUUAACAGGAAAAAACUUCUAAGACAUUAAAACAAUGGUAGAAAAGGAAAAGAUUUAGAUCCUUUACUCCAUUUGAUAAUCCUGUGAAUCCAUACACUGAUAAAUAGUUUUCGACAAGAAGCAGUCAAGAUACAACUCCAUGUUCAGUAGAAAAUGUUUCUGCCACAUCAAAGUUCAUUCAUCUAACAUAUAGAGAUGCCAAGGUAAAGAACAUAAGUAUGGUUGCCGAAGCUAACUCUAAAGAAACAGCUUUCAAUUGCCUUCAUAUUUUGGGUCUGCCAUCACAUAAUGGUAA
Messenger RNA from Nicotiana tabacum (common tobacco), 3516 nucleotides. RefSeq lists its product as uncharacterized. Gene Ontology annotation, cellular component: plasma membrane. NCBI's taxonomy places the organism in Eukaryota, Viridiplantae, Streptophyta, Magnoliopsida, Solanales, Solanaceae. The record is from RefSeq and is a predicted model, not a curated record.